This is a messenger RNA of Harmonia axyridis, 2869 nucleotides long. Its product is annotated as 26S proteasome non-ATPase regulatory subunit 2-like. Bases 180 to 2819 code for a protein of 879 amino acids. The transcript is spliced from 9 exons. Gene Ontology annotation, biological process: proteasome-mediated ubiquitin-dependent protein catabolic process; regulation of protein catabolic process. The record is from RefSeq and is a predicted model, not a curated record. NCBI's taxonomy places the organism in Eukaryota, Metazoa, Arthropoda, Insecta, Coleoptera, Coccinellidae. Gene Ontology annotation, molecular function: enzyme regulator activity. Gene Ontology annotation, cellular component: proteasome storage granule; proteasome regulatory particle, base subcomplex; proteasome complex.
GAACUUUCAAUUAAUUUAUAACUAGCGUUUGUGACUUCGCGCAUGUAGAAUUGAAUAUUUGUUUCAAUUCCAAUUGAAAUCUGCUCUGAAAAGUUUAGAUAUAACUUCCUUUGUAUUCGAAGUAGUAUUGAUUGUCUAAUCGAUAUUCCAUAUUGCUUUUCAUCCGAAAAUUUUAAGAAAUGACAACGAGAACAGCAGAGAAACCAGUGGUAGAAGUUGAAACUGAAGAUGAUAAAGAGUUACAGGCUGAACUGAAGCUGCUUGUUGAAAGGAUAAUGGAUAAGGAUGAGAAAUUGGUUGGACCAGCCCUGGACAUGUUAAAAUAUAUCAUUCGAACAUCAACGACCUCGAUGACCUCAGUUCCGAAGCCUUUGAAGUACAUGGCUAUUUAUUAUCUGACACUGAAGAAUCUCCACAAGAAUAUGCCCGAUGGACCAAAUAAGAAACAUUUGGCUGACGUCAUAUCCAUCUUAGCUUUAGGAACUGCCGGAGGAGAUGUGGCAAGAAGAGAACAUGAUUGUUUGAACUACUGUUUAGCUGGUACCAUGAACAACAUUGGCGAUUGGGGCCACGAAUAUAUCAGACAGCUAGAGAACGAGAUAGUUCAAACUUGGAACAUCGACCAGACGAGCAGCCUCCUGAUGCCCUUGAUCAGGGACAUCAUGGACUUCAACUGUCACCACCAUGCCGAAAUCCAAGGCUGCGAUCUGCUCAUGGAGAUAGAUCAACUAGAUCUCCUGCCCAAGUACAUUUCCGAAGAGACCUACGAGAGGAUGUGUCUGUACCUAACUUCGUGCACGAAGUAUGUGGACGUUCUAGAGGCGAAUAAGAUAAUGAAGUUGGUGGCUGAGCAGUACAUGAAGUUCGAGAUAUUUUCAAGGGCGCUUAUAAUAGCGCUGCAGUCUGAUGACAAUGAUAUGGUACAGAACAUUUUCAAGGCGUGUAAUGAUAAGAUAACCCUGUACCAGCUAGCGUUCAUCUGUGGCCGUCAUCUGUAUCCGGUCGACAUAGAUCCCGAUGCUGAGUUUGCCGACGAUAUGGCUGCCAUCCUAGGCAAUAACCAUCUCAGCUCGAACUUCCUGACAUUUGCCAGAGAGCUCGACAUCAUGGAACCCAAGACCCCCGAAGACGUCUACAAGGUGUGGCUCGAACCGACCACGCCCUACUUCAGCAUCCUGGGAGACAACAUCGACAGCGCCAGGCAGAACCUGGCUUCGUCCUUCGUGAACGGCUUCGUCAACGCGGGCUUCGGAUGCGACAAGCUCCUCACCACGGACACCAGCAGCAAGUGGAUCUACCGCAACAAGGAUCACGGGAUGCUGAGCGCCACAGCAUCCUUGGGGAUGCUCCAUCUGUGGGACGUGGACGGAGGUCUGACUCCCAUCGAUAAGUAUCUGUACAGCACGGAAGACUACAUCAAGGCGGGAGCGCUGCUAGCGUUGGGCAUCGUGAACUGCAGGGUGAAGAACGAGUGCGAUCCGGCACUGGCUUUGUUGUCCGACUAUGUGAACCACGAGAACAUCGUUUAUCAGACCGGGGCAGUAUUUGGUAUUGGAUUGGCUUACGUUGGAACUGCUCGGGAAGACAUCCUGGACAUCUUGUCCCCAGUCAUCCAGAGCAGCCAAUCAGCAGAGAUCCUCGGCAUCACCAGUCUAUCUUGCGGGUUGAUCGCCCUGGGUAGAAGCAAGCACAACGUCAUUACCAUAAUACUCUCAAAGAUCAUCGAGGCCAACAACACAGAGCAGUUGAGGAGUCCCUUCAUGCGUCUUGCCGGUCUUGGUGUCGCCCUCUGCUACAUGGGCAGCAAGGACAGCAUAGAGGUGCCUCACGCCGCGAUGGACGUUUUCGAGGAACCGUUCAAGACGAUGGUUCAGACCAUGCUGAAGAUGUGCGCUUACGCCGGUACCGGCGACGUUUUGAUAGUGCAGGAGCUGUUGAGGAUAGUCGAGGAAAAGAUCACCUGCAGGGACGAGAAGGCCAAAGAUAAGGGGAAGAAGGAUCCUGCUCACAAGAAGAAAGGGAAGGCCAGUAUGGAUUGGGAUUAUUGUAUGGGACAGGCCAUAGCUGUUUUGGCAGUUGCUGCUGUUUCUAAAGGCGAAGAAAUAGGAGCCGAAAUGGUACAGAGGAUCUUCGCCCACAUAGGACGUUAUGGCGAGCCUAUAGUCCGAAAGUCCGUGCCUCUAGCUAUAGCCAUGACGUCCGUAUCAAACCCUCAGUUGUCUGUGAUCGACAUACUGACCAAAUAUUCGCAUGACUCUGAUGACGACGUGGCAUGUAACGCCAUAUUCGGAUUGGGAUUCGUUGGUGCAGGCACCAAUAACGCCCGUCUGGCAGCCUGCCUAAGACAGAUGGCCGUCUAUCACACCAAGAACCCAUCGCAGCUGUUCAUGGUGAGGCUGUCGCAAGGGUUCCUGCAUUUGGGGAAGGGCACCAUGACCCUGAGCCCUCUCCAUACCGAUAGGCAGCUUGUGGACCCGGUAGCCAUGGCAGGUCUCCUCAUACCACUAGUUGCUCUGGUGGAUCCUCAUUCCUUAAUUCUCGGUAAGGCCCAUUAUCUCCUCUACGCUAUGGUCACAGCUAUCCAGCCAAGGUGGCUCCUGACCCUUGGAGAAGAUCUCCAACCUUUAAGCGUGACAGUGAGAGUGGGUCAAGCUGUUGACAUCGUUGGGAAAGCUGGUACCCCAAAAACAAUUGCGGGAAUCCACACUCACACUACUCCUGUUCUGUUGGCAGCUGGUGAAAGGGCUGAGCUUGUCAAUGAUGACUAUACCGUUUUUUCGCCGACUUUGGAUGGUAUUUGUGUUCUAAAGAAGUGUUGAUUCUUUUGUUGUUUUGAAUGUUUGUUUGAUGGCACAAUAAAUAGUUUUUA